CCUGCCCCGCGACGCGCCGGCGGCUGGCGCAGCCCUUCGCUCGCCCGGCCUCCCCCUCCCUGGUUCCGUGCUCGGGUUCCGCCAUGGAAUCCAACAAGGAUGAAGCCGAGCGCUGUAUCAGCAUCGCCCUCAAGGCCAUCCAAAGCAACCAGCCCGACCGGGCGCUGCGCUUCCUGGAGAAGGCGCAGCGGCUGUACCCGACGCCAAGAGUCACCGCUCUGAUCGAGUCCCUCAACCAAAAAUCACAGUCCGCCGGUGAUCAAUCUCAACCCACAGACACAACCCAUACCACCACCAGGAAGACAAGCGGGACCGAAACCCCCUCAGCCAACGGUGAGGCAGGAGGAGGAGAGAGCACCAAGGGCUAUACUUCAGAGCAGGUGGCAGCUGUGAAAAGGGUCAAGCAGUGUAAAGAUUACUAUGAGAUCCUUGGGGUAAGCAGAAGCGCCUCAGACGAGGACCUGAAGAAGGCCUACCGCAAACUGGCCCUCAAAUUCCAUCCAGACAAGAACCACGCGCCUGGGGCCACCGAAGCUUUCAAAGCCAUUGGCACAGCAUAUGCCGUCCUCAGCAACCCGGAGAAAAGGAAACAGUACGACCAGUUUGGUGAUGACAAGAACCAGGCUGCCCGGCACGGCCAUAGCCACGGGGACUUCCACCGAGGCUUUGAAGCCGACAUCUCCCCAGAAGACCUCUUUAACAUGUUCUUUGGUGGUGGCUUUCCUUCCAGUAACGUCCAUGUCUACAGCAAUGGCCGAAUGCGAUACACCUACCAGCAGAGACAGGACCGCAGAGACAACCAGGGUGAUGGCGGGCUAGGAGUAUUCGUCCAGCUGAUGCCCAUCCUCAUCCUCAUCCUCGUGUCGGCGCUCAGCCAGCUCAUGGUGUCCAGUCCACCCUACAGCCUGAGCCCCAGACCGUCAGUGGGCCAUAUCCACAAGCGAGUCACUGACCACCUGAACGUCGCGUACUACGUGGCAGACACCUUCUCUGAAGAGUACACAGGCUCUAGCCUCAAAACAGUUGAACGGAAUGUGGAAGACGAUUAUAUCGCCAACCUCCGAAACAACUGCUGGAAGGAAAAGCAACAGAAGGAAGGCUUGCUGUACCGAGCCCGAUACUUUGGUGACACAGACAUGUACCACAGAGCACAGAAGAUGAGCACCCCGAGUUGCAGUCGGCUGUCAGAGGUGCAGGCCUCCCUGCAUGGAUAGUUCUGGGCCAGCCACACCACCCAGACUAUGAAAUCCCUGGAGAAUUUUUGGUGACACACACUGAGCCAGCCAAGGUGAUGGACUAUAUAUUUAAGUAAAGACAUGCACAGAAAAAAUUAAAAUGGACUGGAGGCCGAACACCGCACAACCGUCCUCUCUCAGCCCGUGAAUGCGGAAAGCUCUUAGGACGGACAGAAAGCCUGCCUGGGGCUGCUUCCUCCUCUCCCAGGGCUGGCAAGAAGCUCUGCAUCGCCGGCUCCUAGGAUACCGAAACCAUGGCAACGAAAGUAGAAUGUAAAACUUGCAGCAAAUGUCUGUGGGGAAGGACUGGGGGAGGGGAUGCCCCACUGUCUCUCCUCCCCCUCCCUGGAGCUGCCACCAGUCACUCCCAGGAGAAACCAGGCAGAGGCAUGGGCCAAGGAACAGAGGAGAAAAUUCCAGAGAACAUAACUUAGAAAUGCGUACGUAUGUAUAUAUAUCUAUUUAUAUGUAAAUAGACAUAUAUAAAGAUAUAUAUAUAUAUAUAAAGUCUUUUAAAACUAUGCAGGGAUUGGAUUAAGAUGUUCAGCUGACUUGCUCCAUACUUUAGAAAACCGGGCCUGUUUGGGAAGGCGGCCUGGCUUUCAAAAGCUUGACAGUAACUGUAGCCGACAGCAUAGGGAAAGUCAGAUCAGACACUGUUAGUGUUGCCCUUAGCCCCAGCCUGACUGAUGGCAGCAGUAAUCAUGGUGGUACAAAUCCAUAGAAAACUCCCAAAGGUCUCCAGGCUUAUGGCUAAGGUGGGGGAGCAAGCUGGGGGCAGGAACGGUGCCUGCCCCUGGAGAUAGCUGCUCAGUAUUGGGCCAUAGCAGAGAUCUCAGACAAGGCCCGCUGGGAAGAGGCCUGCUCCUCACGCUGCCUCCUCCUUGGCCAGCCUCAGGUGGGCUCUCUGCCCUAAUGCCCAGGAGCCCUGCAGCCACUCCCCUGCCCAUACCUCUUCCCCACCCAAGUCCCCAGGUGGGUUUGCCUUACAGGUGCCACAGGGCACAGCUUCACCAUUGCCAACAGGUUUUCUCUAAGUUGUGCACCAAGGACUCCAGAAGGCUCUUCCUCCAAAAGCUGAACCAGGACCUGAGUGCAGCCCAGCUUGUGGAGAACCAGGGCUGCAAGUGCCUGUCUUCUCCACAGUGGGCCCACUGGGUUCCACUCGUUGGAUGGAGGAUCCACCACGACCAGAAUGGCUUCCCCCUUCAGAUGAGGACGGUUUACCCUCCUCCCACGUCUAUAAUGGGCCUUUGGGGACUGCUGUCCCCUAGUUUUCCUAUGGCCGUGGGUGUGCUCUUGCACCUGCUGACUUCCAAAGCCUUACUUCCCCAAGCUGCCAGCCCAGAGGUCGGAACUGUCCCCCCAGGGUCUCUCUCUCUCUCUCUCUUUUUUUUUUUAAUACAACCCCCUAACAGAUAGGGUGCUGGGAAAGGAAGCUUGGUUAGGAAUUGUCAAAUCUGUUGGUUUUUUUUUUUUUUUUUUUUAAACAAAGUCCCACCCUGCAAUGAAGUGGCCACCCUGGCCUAGAGAGAUAAUAACUGGAUGCAGGCCAGAGUACCCCACCCACAGUGGCCUGGUGCUCUGCCUCCCACCACCCCAACUGUCUGGUCUUGGUAGCUGUCCCUAGAGGGGCUGAGCCAUGUGCAAUAAGAACACAGAUCCUAAAGGAUCCCUGAGAAGCUGUAUUUCUUGAAUUAGAACUCUGAUAUUGUACAUCUAUAAAUAUAUGUUUAUUAUGUGAUUGGCA
Messenger RNA from Rattus norvegicus (Norway rat), 2985 nucleotides. It is a transcript of the gene Dnajb12, whose product is annotated as DnaJ heat shock protein family (Hsp40) member B12. NCBI's taxonomy places the organism in Eukaryota, Metazoa, Chordata, Mammalia, Rodentia, Muridae. Gene Ontology annotation, biological process: cellular response to misfolded protein; protein folding; protein-containing complex assembly. Gene Ontology annotation, molecular function: Hsp70 protein binding. Gene Ontology annotation, cellular component: nuclear membrane; endoplasmic reticulum; endoplasmic reticulum membrane. The record is from RefSeq and is a predicted model, not a curated record.